UAAAUUAAAUUAAUGACAGAAGAGACAAGCAAACAUUCGUAGAAUUCGUAGAAAUCGUAAUAAAAUUGUGAUGGAAAGUAAGAGUUAUUUGUAAAUUGCAUUUUUGUGUACCCCAAAAUAUAGUGAUUAUAAUCGCCUAAUUGAUUAACAACUAAUACUGAAGAAUGGCAUCAUCCAAUACCUUACAAAAAGCAAUUGACCUGGUAACAAAGGCAACUGAAGAAGAUAAGAAUAAAAAUUAUGAGGAAGCACUAAGACUCUAUGAACAUGGGGUGGAAUACUUUCUCCAUGCUGUAAAGUAUGAAGCGCAAGGUGAAAAAGCUAAAGAGAGCAUUCGAGCAAAAUGUUUACAAUAUCUGGACAGAGCGGAGAAAUUGAAAGAAUACCUGAAAAAGGAUCGGAAGAAGAAGCCAGUCAAAGAUGGAGAGUCUAAGAGUGAGGAUAAGAAGAGUGACAGUGAUAGUGACUCUGAUGAUCCAGAAAAAAAGAAACUGCAAGGGAAACUUGAGGGUGCCAUAGUUGUGGAAAAGCCGCAUGUAAAAUGGAGCGAUGUGGCUGGUUUAGAAGGAGCAAAGGAAGCAUUGAAAGAAGCUGUUAUACUACCCAUUAAAUUUCCUCACCUAUUCACAGGAAAAAGGAUACCAUGGAAAGGUAUUUUACUAUUUGGUCCACCUGGUACUGGUAAAUCAUAUUUAGCCAAAGCUGUGGCAACAGAAGCAAAUAACUCUACAUUCUUCUCUGUUUCAUCAUCUGACCUUGUUUCCAAAUGGCUUGGUGAAUCAGAGAAAUUAGUGAAGAAUUUAUUUGAACUUGCUCGACAACAUAAACCAAGCAUUAUUUUCAUAGAUGAAAUUGAUUCUCUUUGUUCUUCACGUUCUGAUAAUGAGUCUGAGUCAGCAAGGAGGAUCAAGACAGAGUUUCUGGUUCAAAUGCAAGGUGUUGGCAAUGACAUGGAUGGUAUAUUGGUACUUGGAGCUACGAAUAUACCUUGGGUACUCGAUGCUGCUAUUAGAAGGCGUUUUGAGAAGCGUAUAUACAUCGCUCUACCCGAAGAACAUGCACGUCUGGAUAUGUUUAAGUUACAUCUCGGCAACACAAGACAUCAGUUGACUGAGCAAGAUAUGAAGGUUUUAGCUACAAAGACAGAUGGUUAUUCCGGAGCUGAUAUAAGUAUUGUUGUUCGUGAUGCUCUGAUGCAACCAGUACGUAAGGUCCAAUCGGCCACUCACUUUAAGAAAAUUUCUGGACCAAGCCCAACUGAUCCAAAAUUAAUUGUUCACGAUUUGCUGACUCCAUGUUCUCCUGGUGAUCCUGGGGCAAUGGAAAUGACAUGGAUGGAUGUACCGAGUGACAAGUUGGGUGAACCACCGGUGACAAUGUCAGAUAUGUUGAGAUCUCUCGCUACAUCUAAACCAACUGUCAACGAUGAUGAUAUGAUCAAACUUAAAAAGUUUAUGGAAGACUUUGGUCAAGAGGGCUAAAUGGAUUAUGACAUUACAUUCUUUUUGUGAUUAAAUACACGAUUUCAUGAUCUUAGAUAGACCAUGGGUCUCCAAGCCUGUCAGUGAUACUAUAAAAGUACAGGCUAAAACAAUGAAACCUGAAUUUGAACUAGAUCUUUUUAUUUUCUUUAUAAUUUCAAAUAUAAUUAUGUAUCCUAAUGUUAAAGUAUUGAAAUUGAAUUAUUACAAUUAAAUAACACAUCUCAAAUAAAUAUAUUUUCUACUAUGUCUUUGUUUCUUUGUGUGUUGCCAGAAUAUGUUAGGUAAAUGAAUUAACCAAAAAGUCUGUAGUCAAUAUUUGGUGAGUUUGGAGACCCAAUUUAUUGAACACUAUAACAAUGAUAAAUUUUAUUAUUCCGGCAAUAAUUAUGAACAAUUAAUAUUGUAAAUAUUUGAAUAAUUAUUGAUCUAAAAUUGAUCCAGAUUUGCUUAACAAAACAGUUUCAAAAAAAAGUUUGGCACAUUUUAAAACAUUUACCACAUUGUUAAGGAUAAUAGUUCCUUAUUGUCUCAGAUCUUGCUAUAAAGAUUUAGAGUUAGUGAAAAGUUUCAUGACAAUGUAUACAAUUUCAAGAAUAAAACUUACCAUCAAUCAAUAUCUUUAAGAUUUGUAAUGUUAACUUAUUUUCUUCACUGGCUUUGCAUGUUAUUCCAUUCACGCCUUUAAUGCAUGUUUAAUUGUAUAAAUAAUUAAAGAAAAUGUUUAUUUAGGUAAAAUUAAAAUUCAUACGAAAAAUAUAUAAAAAAAAUAUUUACGAAAUAAAUCCUAUAGUAUUUUUGCUUUAGAAGAGUAAAAAUUGUUGAUUAAAAUUGUUAAUUAUAUUUAAAAAAAUUAUAUCUACCUACAUUCGUCUAAGUGUUAACAGAGUUUAAAAGUUUUGAACAAAUAACCGUGGGCUUCUGAGACCAAAAUCUUUAAAAAUAUACUUAUCUCUAUUUCGUUAAAGAUAAUGUAAAUGAAGGUAUGACGACAUGUUUAUAUAAAGAUUUUAGUCUCAGAAACCUACAAUAAUUGUUUCACCCUUGUUUUACCACACGUAGACGGUUAAACUGUUGAGUAGUCUAUAUGAAGACGGUCGUUUGUGUGCGUAAACGUAAGAGCCAAUAGGAUUGUUGAAAUCUAACAACAAUGCAGUUACGCACACAUGCGUAAGCAUAAACUAUUAUCACAAUCACAAUUAUGCCUUGGAUGCAUUCAUUAAAAAAUAUACGCAUGUUUAUGAAAAAAUUGUAUCUUAUAGUUUUAGUAUUACAUUAUUUGUCUUUAUGUCUAUUAAAGAAUUACUUGUCAUUGAUAAUUUCUGUUGUUAGUUUAUGUUUUUUUUAAAUAACCAAAAUGGAAGUAAUAUUUCAAAUUAAAAGUUGUUAAUAUAUAGUACUUUAUAAAUUGAUACAGGGUUAUUCGGCCUCUGUCACCAUUAUAGAUUCAAAUUCCAUUCAAUAUAAGUGUGUGAAUGUAUUUAAUGAUGCAUUACUCUAUGUUUUUAAAUGCUUAAAAGUUAUUAUUUAAGUUUUCUCAAAAGCCCUGUUGUUGACUAAAAAUGGACCAUCGACUUAUCUUCAACAGGUUGUCCAUUAAUCACGUGAUGUUGUUUUAGCAACUCUUUGAACCACAUCGAAUGACAUAUGACGUAGAUUACCUCUCAUUGAAAUGUUCAAUAUUUAUGUAUUUAUUAAAUUUACGUCAUCAAUCAGAUAAUAAAAACACAUGAUAUCUUAUUUUAGACCACACCGUUCCUCUUCGUGAUGUUUCGUGAUUUUUCUGGAACAUUUCGAACUUCACGUGAUUAGUGGAAGAACCCUUGGCGCAGAUCUAAAUGCACAUUGGUGUAUCUAUUACGUACUUUAUCAAUUCAUGCAAUUUUAUUUUUAUAUGUUAAUAAGCAAAUAAAGAUUUUUGAGUA
Messenger RNA from Papilio xuthus (Asian swallowtail), 3406 nucleotides. It is a transcript of the gene Vps4, whose product is annotated as vacuolar protein sorting 4. The coding region runs from base 165 to 1481 and encodes 438 amino acids. The transcript has 2 exons. Lineage: Eukaryota; Metazoa; Arthropoda; Insecta; Lepidoptera; Papilionidae. The record is from RefSeq and is a predicted model, not a curated record. Gene Ontology annotation, molecular function: ATP hydrolysis activity; ATP binding. Gene Ontology annotation, biological process: endosomal transport; vacuole organization.